UAUGUGAUGAUGACGGAAAAUAACAUAGAUGAUUUAACUAAUGACUGGUUCGCUGGUGGCUCGAAGAAACUAUCUACUGUUUUGCUACUAAGGAAUGAUCUUAGGACACUAGGAGACAAAGCGUUCCAAUCCUUAGAUGGCUUGCGAAUACUUUCGAUUACUGGAAAUUCUUUUAGAAAAAUAUCAAGAUCUGUGUUCCCUUCAAAUUCUAAAGUGCUAGAAAAUAUUGAUUUAUCGGACAAUAAAAUAAAAGAGAUUCCUUUUGGUUUGUUCAGCAAUAUGCCUGAAAUAGUCUACGUCAAUUUGGCUAAUAAUUGGAUUAAUACAGUUGAAGAGGAUGAAACCAUAUUGAAAAAGACACGAAUACAUUUAGUAGGAAAUCCAUUGAAAUGUGAUAAAAAUCUUGAGUGGAUCUGUAAGAAUGAAGUGACUUUGGAUAUCAAUACUGCUAAAUGUGAUUCACCUAAUUCAAUGAAGGAAUACUCUUUGAAAGUGUUUUGCGACGUAGCUGGAAAACAGGAUUAAUAUUUUUGACAAAAGAUAAAAUAUAAUUUAUGAUGAUUACUAACAAGAUGACAAACAUAUGAAGCAAUGAUAGUGUGGUAUAUCAAAUUCUGUGCAAAAUAAAUUAAAUUCUUUAUAUGA
Messenger RNA from Parasteatoda tepidariorum (common house spider), 645 nucleotides. RefSeq lists its product as uncharacterized. Gene Ontology annotation, molecular function: protein binding. The record is from RefSeq and is a predicted model, not a curated record. NCBI's taxonomy places the organism in Eukaryota, Metazoa, Arthropoda, Arachnida, Araneae, Theridiidae. Gene Ontology annotation, cellular component: extracellular matrix.